Molecule: messenger RNA, 287 nt
Organism: Strongylus vulgaris
Lineage: Eukaryota; Metazoa; Nematoda; Chromadorea; Rhabditida; Strongylidae
Source: the annotation of a GenBank genome assembly
AUGGGAGCCUCUUUCAUAGCUUAUGGACUUGCAUCAGAGUUUCUUUACACAUUAGCUUUGAUGAUUAUGACGAAGAAAGAGCAUCGUCAUUUGUCCUGCUACAAGAUUAUGAUAUCGUUGGGUGUCUACGAUAUGGCAGCGAUUGCUAUAAAUUCAUUGGCAACAGGAUAUCUAUGGAUAAGAGGUGCCAAUUACUGUACAAACCCUACAUCUAUUUACGCGCUUGGAGCAAUUGGGCUUGGUAAGUCCUGCAUAAAAAUUUUUGCGAGUCUAUCACUGACAUGAAU